AUGAGGAAGCAUGCAUUUUGUAUGCUUGUUGUCCGUUAUGCGAAGCGAAGUGAUGAUCACAAAUGGCUUCUUGAACGCAAAGAUAUUAUGGAUUUUGAAUCUAUAGUGAUUGCGGAGACUUGGAGCGAUAUCUGUGAUUUAACAAUGUUCUUGUGCCCUUUGCGAACUGUAAUGUCUGGAUACACGGGUUGCGAGCAUCCAGUCUCUUUGCCUAUGGAAAAUGAACAUCGUGAUGUUCUGUUUGAGGACAUGCUAAAGAAGAUGGAUAAGUGUCUUUUAAGAAUGGAGCAGCACUUAUCUGCAAACGUAAGUGGGGAAAUUGAUAUUGCAUGUCCAGACCUCUACGGUGGAACCCUGCACCUCAAGUAUUUCAACUUCUCUGGUCGAAUGAUAGGCUUAGCUCUGAUGCAUAAAGUACAAGUAGGGAUUGUUUUGGAUCGGGUAUUUUUCUUGCAAUUGGGUGGAUAUUCUAUUUCUCUGGAAGACAUAAGAGAUGCGGAUCCUUACAUGUAUAAUAGCUGCAAGCAGAUUCUGGAAAUGGAUACUGAAUUUAUUGAUUCUGAUGCUUUAGGACUAACAUUCGUCAGAGAAGUUGAGGAGUUGGGAUUGAGGAGAGUUGUGGAACUCUGUGAUGGUGGGAAGGGCAUGGUGGUGAAUAGCAAGAAUAGGAAUGAUUAUGUUGAUCUUCUCAUAAAAGAUCGGUUUGUUACCUCAAUCUCUCAACAGGUAUCGCAUUUUGCACAAGGUUUUGGUGAUAUUCUUAGUGACUUGAGGUUGCAGAAGUUCUUUUUUCAAAGUUUAGAGCUUGAAGAUAUUGAUCAAAUGCUACACAGGAGUGAGAAUGAUAUUUCUGUUGAAGAUUGGAAGGCACAUACAGAGUACAAUGGUUACAAAUCUAAUUAUCCUCAGAUAGUCUGGUUUUGGAAGAUUGUCAGUGAAAUGUCACCUCAGCAGAAAAAGAAUAUCCUUUUCUUCUGGACGUCGGUGAAGUAUCUGCCCGUGGAGGGAUUUCGGGGUUUGGCAUCUCGCCUUUACAUAUACAAGUCUACGGAGCAUGUGAGCCGCCUACCAUCAUCCCAUACAUGCUUUUAUCGUCUGUGCUUUCCACCUUAUCCCAGCAUGACCAUCAUGCAACAAUGCCUUUCCAUCAUCGCUCAAGAACUUGUAGGCUGCAGCUUCGGUACUCAGUGACAAUUCAAUUUCAUCAUCAUUUUGGGGAGGAAAAAGUCCUUAAUUGCACAUGGAAGAUUCAGAUCUCUCAACUUGUACAGCGUAUAGGGCAUCUUAACCAUCUGAUCUAUCAUUGGACGAUUAAAGGGGGUGUUGUAGAUAUUUUGUCUCGUCUGUCUUCUGUCGUUGAGGUCUUUGUAGUUCCCCUCUUUUGACUGUUCACACAUAUUUAUAGAUGCAGGGAAAGUAAGGGUGCAGGAUGAAAGGGAAGCUCAUCCCCUUUGCGGGACUUCAUUUUUCUGGUAGAGAUGGUCACUUUGCUUUGGCAUGUAGAUAUACAGAAAGAUUGACUGCAAUACAUCUCUCUGUCUCUCUCUC
Messenger RNA from Eucalyptus grandis, 1548 nucleotides. Its product is annotated as E3 ubiquitin-protein ligase UPL5-like. The transcript is spliced from 3 exons. Gene Ontology annotation, molecular function: ubiquitin-protein transferase activity. The record is from RefSeq and is a predicted model, not a curated record. Bases 1 to 1191 code for a protein of 396 amino acids. NCBI's taxonomy places the organism in Eukaryota, Viridiplantae, Streptophyta, Magnoliopsida, Myrtales, Myrtaceae. Gene Ontology annotation, biological process: positive regulation of protein catabolic process; proteasome-mediated ubiquitin-dependent protein catabolic process; protein polyubiquitination.